Molecule: messenger RNA, 1573 nt
Organism: Aphis gossypii (cotton aphid)
Lineage: Eukaryota; Metazoa; Arthropoda; Insecta; Hemiptera; Aphididae
Product: fibulin-2-like
Exons: 9
Coding region: 200-1492 (430 amino acids)
Molecular function (GO): calcium ion binding
Source: RefSeq, a predicted model, not a curated record
GAAUACUGUAUAAUAUUAUAAUAUUAUUAUUGGAAACGGCGUCGUCGCACGACCGUCCUUACCGAACGUUUUUAGUGUCCGAUAGCAAUUUUCGUCGGACGUCCGUCCGGAAUAAUAUACAGUAUCGAAUAACCCGCGGCAAUAAUCGUCGACCGUUUCGAAAAAAGUGUAAUAAUAUUCUUUUAAAACGUUAUACGAAAUGAAGACUGCUGCGACUACGCUGUUGGUUUUUACCCUUUUCGUCGAUUACUCGUUUUCGGCCGGGGACUUGGAAAGCACGCUAAAUCAUUGUUGUAACACGGGAAAAACGUGGAGCAUGGAAAAAAAAUCUUGCAAUAUCACUCUGUCGUUUCCUUUGUUCAACGUCAAUGUCGAACACAAUACGAUGUGUCUGACCAUGGUCGGGGCGUGUUGUUUGCAAUCGUUGAGAGAAAUACGGUGCAACGAGGGAAAACAAGUCGGAUUAGAAAAUGGAGUUUGUAACGAAAAAACACAAAUAGGAAAAAAUCAAGUUGAUUUUAUGAUAUGCUGUGAAAUAUGUAAAAUCGGUGUCACUGUUGGUUCAACGAAAUCGAUAUGUCAAUCAACGCCACUGUUUCACGAUCACCAAUGGGGCGAAGUGUAUCAGUCAUGCUGUAGUGUAGCUUCUACAAAAGUAAAAUCGAUUUCGACCGAACCUAAAAAAGACUAUGUGACACCUGCUGACGUAAAUCCUUGUACUGAUGGAACACAUAGUUGCACGUCUAGUGAAAUAUGUAUAACUACACCAAAUGGAUUUGAAUGUCAACCAUACCUACAACCGUCAAUGAUGUCGUUGGUUCCUGAAAAAUUAACUAUGCCUAAAAAAAAACAAAUUUGUGACCCUGGAUACGCAUAUAGUUUGUAUGAACAAAAAUGUAAAGAUAUAGAUGAAUGUUCUCAAAAACCUUGCGAUAUAAAUGAAGUGUGCAUAAAUUCGCCGGGAAGUUAUAAAUGUCACUGUAAAAGUGGUUAUCAAUUGGACAAAGUAACCAAUGCGUGCACAGAUAUAAACGAAUGCCAAUUAAAUUUACACACGUGUCAAGAAUCUCAGCGAUGUGACAAUACGGCCGGUUCGUAUCAAUGUAUCCGUUUCACCGGAUGCGGAACAGGGUACACGCUGGAUGUCGAAUCCGCUACAUGCAUAGAUGACGAUGAAUGUGCACUGAAGACGGAUACCUGUAGCGUUUUAGGUCCCGAGUGGAUUUGCAGAAAUACCUUAGGUUCGUUUCGGUGCGAUAAGAAACGUUGCGUGGGACCGAAUUGCCGAGUACUUCAGGGAAGCAACAACAACACUAAUCAGAUCAAUCGGAACAGCGCUAAAUGUCUUCGUGGUUAUGAAAUGGACCAAAACAAUAAGUGUAUAGACAUAAAUGAAUGCAGGUUGGCAAAUCGGUGUAUGGCAAACGAAGUGUGCAUCAACACGAAUGGAAGUUAUUACUGUUUGCCCAGGUCAAAAAAUUCUCUGAAGUGAAUGUAAAAUAAAAUAAAAUAUGUUAUAUAAGUAUACUUGCGAAUGAAUUGUAUGUAUAUUAAAAGUAAAUUGAUGUUUGUA